Molecule: messenger RNA, 1110 nt
Organism: Sinocyclocheilus grahami
Lineage: Eukaryota; Metazoa; Chordata; Actinopteri; Cypriniformes; Cyprinidae
Gene: igfbp1b
Product: insulin-like growth factor binding protein 1b
Exons: 4
Coding region: 78-806 (242 amino acids)
Biological process (GO): regulation of insulin-like growth factor receptor signaling pathway
Cellular component (GO): extracellular region
Molecular function (GO): insulin-like growth factor II binding; insulin-like growth factor I binding
Source: RefSeq, a predicted model, not a curated record
AACACGGCACACACGCACAGAGAGCAGAUCUGACAUACAGCAGCAGAUAUUGGCUUCAGCACAUCUCUGGUUCUGCAAUGAGAAGGCCGUGUGUGUUGGUGUUGUUGGUGAGCGUCCUCGUCUGUCCGGCGGAUCUUUCUCCGGUGAUUGGGCCUGAACCCAUCCGCUGCGCUCCAUGCUCUCAGGAGCAGCUGGACUCCUGCCCCGCCGUGUCCUCGGACUGUCCGGAGGUGCUGCGAGAGCCGGGCUGCGGAUGCUGCUCGUCCUGCGCGCUGAAGAAAGGAGAGUCCUGCGGUGUUUAUACGGCUCACUGCGGCACCGGCCUGCGCUGCGUCCCGAGACCCGGCGACCCGCGGCCGCUGCACGCUCUGACCCGCGGACACGCCGUCUGCACUGAGGACGACCGCACAGAAGAUGAGCCGGACGUCACGUCUGACCAGGGCUCCCUGCAUUACCUGCUGGGCCUCAACCGGCCGCUGGACCCGCGGGACGCAGCGGAGGCACAGGAGAGCAUCAAGGCCAAAGUCAACGCCAUCCGCAAGAAACUGAUCCAACAGGGUCCGUGUCACACUGAGCUGCACGCGGCUCUGGACCUCAUCGCUGAAUCCCAGCAGACGUUAGGAGAGAAGUUCACCAGCUUUUACCUGCCCAACUGUGACAAGCACGGAUUCUACAAGGCCCAGCAGUGUGAGACGUCUCUGGAGGCCCAGCCUCCCCGCUGCUGGUGUGUGUCGUCCUGGAACGGGAAGAGAAUCCGUGAGGAUCUGGCGUCUGAUUCCCAGUGUCCUCAGGAGCUCACGCACUGAACUGAUGCUGCAGCUCACUUCACUUAUGUUUCCUUCUGUACCGUAUUUAUUCUUAUGUAUGUGACUAAUAUUUAUGACCUAGUUUUUGACAGAAUCCUACCAGAAUGAAUAUGAACUAGAAACAAUCACUAGAACUCCACCUCAGCAAGAUCCCGAUCUGGGUCUUCAGAAGCUCAGAGAUGAAAUCUUGACGCUCCACGUAAACUACGUUCGUUCUACAGCAUAUGAUAUUAUGAUUCUGCCUCCGUCUGUGUUCGCUGUGGCUUUUCCUGACCACUUUAAUUCAGUAUAACUGUUUUUGCAC